AUGCGCCAGAACUCACCGGACGGCGUUCCCGCUACUGCCGCCGCAGCAGCUGCGAAUGCGUCACGCGCGGUUCUGAGCGAAUCCGUCGCGUCGCAGCAGCAGCAGCAGCAGCCGGCGCUCCAUCCGCUGAAGCGGCUGUCCAGCCGGCGGCUCGUGGCGGCGCCCGUGGCGCGCGCGCGGGAGGCGGCGACUCGCGAGGCGCUGGAGCAGCUGGAAGACGCGAUGCGACAGCUGGCGCGCGCCGAGUACGACUGGCUGGUGAGCAAGAUCGCGGAAGCUUCCGCGAUGGCGGCGGGGAAUAAGGAGGUGAGCAGCGCGAAUAAUGCGAGAGGGGGCGGAGGGGGGCCGGGCGGAAGGAGCGGGCGGAGCAUUGCGGGGAUCGGGAGUAUCAGUCAACGAUUUACUCGGAGCACCAGCACUAGGUCCGGGUUUGGUCCGGCGAGCUCCCGAACCGGGAACGCAGGCUCGGUCCUCCCACCUCAGCCGUUCCCCCGAAGCUCGUCGCAGAAAGCAGCGAAAGCGGGGCACAGUCGCUCGCUGUCGCUGGGGCAGGCGCUGUCGCACAGGCACGCGAGCAGCAGCCAAUCAGAGGCGCGCGCGAAGCCUGGCGAAAAUCGCACAGCGUCGCAGGGGCAUUUGGGGCUGGAGGCUGCGAAAGUGGAAGAGGUGUUCGUGGUGGGGCUGGCGAUGUGGGUCGAAUUCUGGAAGCAGUGGGCCAAACCUGCCAGCCACGGCGCCGAAGCUGCAGCCUCGGCGCUAGGCUCGGGAUUAGGCUUGGCGGCGCAGGGGGGGAAGCUGGGGAGGGGGGCGGGGCAGUGGGGGCGGAAGGGCGCGGAAGGGGGGCUGCGGAGUCUGAAGAGGCGGAGGGAGAGGAUGAGGCGGAAAGAAGGGGGGAAUGGGGGGAAAGGGGGAGCUGCGGGGAAGGAUGGGGGAGUGUUGGGGAAAGAGGGGAAGGAGAGGGUUUUGGGGGUUAAUUCCGUGCUGGAAGUGCAAUUGGACGGGUUAAGUUGCAAGAAACCCUUGGAAGAAGGGACGUUCUUCUCAGUUGACCUGGGGGAUGAGGAGGAAGAUAAAGGGGGGAGAGGGGAGGCGGAGGGGGGAAUGGAGAGUAUCGAUUUGACUAGUGGGCGGGACGAGGGGAGGAAGAGAAGGGGAGGGAGGGGAGGAAGGGCAGGAAGGGGGGAACACGGGCAGGAUUCUGGAAAUUUCGUGGAAGGAUUUGGCGCUGAUUAUGGGGAAGGUGGGGGGCGGAAUGGGGAGGUGAGGGAGGGGGAUGGGAGGAGGGACGCACGGCACAAGAGGCUUUGGCUGAAGAAACGGCGGCACAAGGCAGGCAAUGGAGUGGGGGGAGUUGGUUCGGCAGGAGUUGGUUCAGAUGCUCGGCUGUCUGUUAGUGAGUGUUCCCGCCCAGAGCUAGACACUGUAGCUGCCACUGCUGACCACUGUAACGGGUCCCUCUAUGACGAGGAUUUCUCUGGUGACACUGUAAGGUUUGAUUUUGAAAAGCUUCCUAACGGAGCCCUCUGUAACGAGGACGGCUGGAGCUCUGACAGCAAUGGGUCGAGCGACGAAAGCUCCUACUACAAUCUCAACGAGUACGGCGCUUAUAACGAGUGCAGUGCUUAUAACGUGUUCGGAUCUUAUAACGAGUACAGCGGCAGCUACAGCGCUAACAGCUACAGCGCGAGGGGCAGCAGCGGCACGCCGUUCUCAGCGUGUGCCCCACACGGGGCGGGGUGUGGCGUGCACGUGCCAGAGGUGGAGGGCGACCUGCGGGCUGAGGCCGGGCGGCAACUGCAGGAGCAGCUUUUGGCGGAUCUGCUGGACGGGCGGCAAGGCGCUCUGGGUGGCAAGCCGGGCGCGUGGGGGGAGGUGCUAUCUGGGGGCGGUGGGACUGGUGGUGGUGGGACUGGUGGUGGGGGUGCGUUUGGGUUCCGAAGCAGCAGCGUCGGCAGCAGCACCGGAGGGAGCUUCAGCAGGAGCAGCAGCUUCGGUGGCGGAGCAGGCAGCAGCUUCGGGCCUAGCCUCGGCAGUGGGUUCGGGAACAGCCUCGGCAGUGGGUUCGGCAGCGGGUUCGGAGGCUACAGCAGCAUGGGAGAGGUGGGGAUAGGCAGUGGUCUGGGCUGUAGCAGCUACAACCCAUCAGUUGACAUCCUGAAACGCCUCCGAAGCAGCUCAUUCUCCUACUCUCACUCCCACCCGCUCUCCCACCCUCACUCCUUCCCUCACUCCUCCUCUCACUCCACCCACCACUCUGCUAGCAGCAGCCCUGCAGGUACCCCCACGCCUUCUCCCCCUCCCCCGCCCCCUCCGUUGCAGCACACUGAUGUGGUGCGGGUGCUGGGGUUGGCAGCAGCGGCGUCUAACUGCCUGCCUGUGAGUGCCGCUGUGUGUGUGCUGAGGUUGCUGGAUAGGCUUUGCAGGGAGGAGCGGGAGGCGGGGGAGUGGGUGAGACGAGGGCGGGGGAGGGGGAGACGGAGAGGAGGAGGGGCAGCAGCAGCGGCGGCGGCUGCGAGGGCGGCAGCAGCAGCGGCGGCGGGAGGGGGGAGGAGAGGAGGAGGUGGGGGGUGGGAUGGUGAGGGUGUGGGUGUGGGGGGGAGAGGAGGUUUGUUGGGGGACGAGGAGGAGGAUGAAGAGGAGGAUGGGGAAGGGAGAGAGGGAGUGAGGACCAGUGACAAUGGUGCUGAUGCUGAUGAUGCUGAUGAUGCUGAUGAUAAUGAUGCUGCGGAUUCCGAAGCUGCAGCGGAGGCUCGGGAGGCGGUGGAGCGGGAGAUGGAGGCUCGGGAGUGUCGCAUGUUCGUGCUGCAGUGCCUGCUGGACCUAGUAGACGCCCUGGCCCUCAAGUGCCGCUUGAGACUACAACCGCCCUCUGCCAGCGCGUAUCUAGAGGGGCUCGUGGGGGGAGUGGACGGACUGGGGGGGGUGAACGGGGUGGUUGCAGGGGCGGAAGGUUAUGCAUUGGAGGGGUAUGGGAUGGGGAUAUAUGGGGGAGUAGCGACGCCUACAGGGAGUGUGACAGUGAUGAAGGGAUUCCGGGACGAGGAGGAGAGCACAGGGAGUGUGGCAGGCGGCAGGGGCACAAGAAGCAGUGCAGCCGGUGGGGGCAGCACCUCGCCACUGCUCAACGGGCAAGGCUUCAACCCUCCGGCUCUCUUCCAGCGCCAGCCCUCCUGGGCCUCCGGCAGGCCUGCUGCCUGGGAGGCAGGUAAGCCUCCUGCUGCUGCUGCCUGGGAGGCAGGUAAGCCUCCUGCUGCUGCCGCUGCUGCUGCUGCUGCCGCUGCUGCUGCUGCUGCUGCUGCUGCUCGCUCCUCGCUGUACCGUCAGCCGUCCUGGGGCGGGGAUGGGGGAGACAGUGCGUUGUUUCAGCGCCAGCCGUCGUGGCAGGGGGGCAGUGCCGCGCCCUUCCAGCGACAACCAUCCUUGCAGGGGGGUGCGUCGCCCUUCCUGCGCCAGCCGUCCAUGGGCUUCCGCAGCAAGAUCGGUGCCUUGUUCCUGGGGGAGGGGCGGGGGGCAGCAGGAGGAGAGGCAGGGGCAGGGGCAGGGGGGGGGGAGGAGGAGGAAGGCAUGGGGGAUCCAUCGAGGCUGUGGAGGAGGCACGGGACAAUAGGCUCGGGUGUGGGUCGGGCGGGAAGCUUGUCUGUCUCGCAUGCCCCUGCUCCCAUGCGCCGCGCCACUGUUGGUGCUGCUGGCGAGUUUGCUUCCUCUGCAUCCGUCUCCUCAGCUGCAGGCUUCUUUGGUCCCACGCGACUAACAGAGCUGGCAGAACUAGCCCUCAUGCGCUCCAUUCUCCAUGCCCCUCCCAACACCACCGCUGGUAGGACCGGCCUAGCUCCCACCCCUCCCAACGCCUCGCCCCAUGGCCCAACCAAAGCCCCUACCAACGCCCCCACCACCAACCAGUCCACUCCCUACUCUCACCGUCUGCGCCAGCUGGAUUCGCUUCUCACCACGCAUGCGCUCGGGCCCGGGAUUCUCGCCCUCGUUUUGGCCGGGGAAGUUGCGGAACUACCCCAUUUAACCCAGGAGGACCUGUGGCUUUUAGCCGAUAGAGCGGACGAGAUGGGGUGCAUGGAGGCGGCUAUAAGAAUCUCUCUUAGAGCUGCCGCUGUCGCUUAUGAUGAUCUGGAUACUGUAGCGGAUACGGUCCGGGCGGCGAUGGUGCCUAAUGGGACGGAGCCCGUGCCGCAGCGGAUCCACCGGCUGCUCGGGGCGGCGCAUUUCGGACUGACGCACGCGCCGUCGGGCGGUGUGCGGUGGCAGUAUGCGAUGGCGUUCGGGGCGGCGUUUUUGGAGCCUCUGCGGGCGGCUGCUGCUGCGAGUGCUGCUGCUGAGGCGAGAAGUAGGGCGCUGGGCGAACGGGUUCCUGCAGCUGAGCCGCGUGUUUGGUGCCCCGCCCUCCCGCGAGGAGCAGGAGCGCGCGGGCGAGAUGAGCGCCCUGUGCGCCCGUACUAUGGGAGAAGUGCGGUGCAGCGCGGUGGGAAGAGCGUGCGGCCGUUCCGCAGCAAGAGUGUGCGGCAGUGCGAGGGCAGCUCGGCAGCAGGGACGGGAGAGACUUUUGAGUCGGCUUGCGAGUCGUUUCGCAGCGAGAGUGUGCGAUCAGGUGAUGGGCGCACGGCAGCAGAUACGGGAGAGACUUUUGAGUCGGCUCGCGAGUCGUUUCGCAGCGAGAGUGUGCGAUCAGGUGAUGGGCGCACGGCAGCAGAUACGGGAGAGACUUUUGAGUCGGCUCGCGAGUCGUUUCGCAGCGAGAGUGUGCGAUCAGGUGAUGGGCGCACGGCAGCAGAUACGGGAGAGACUUUUGAGUCGGCUCGCGAGUCGUUUCGCAGCGAGAGUGUGCGAUCAGGUGAUGGGCGCACGGCAGCAGAUACGGGAGAGACUUUUGAGUCUGCUCGCGAGUCGUUUCGCAGCGAGAGUGUGCGAUCAGGUGAUGGGCGCACGGCAGCAGAUACGGGAGAGACUUUUGAGUCGGCUUGCGAGUCGUUUCGCAGCGAGAGUGUGCGAUCAGGUGAUGGGCGCACGGCAGCAGAUACGGGAGAGACUUUUGAGUCGGCUUGCGAGUCGUUUCGCAGCGAGAGUGUGCGAUCAGGUGAUGGGCGCACGGCAGCAGAUACGGGAGAGACUUUUGAGUCGGCUCGCGAGUCGUUUCGCAGCGAGAGUGUGCGAUCAGGUGAUGGGCGCACGGCAGCAGAUACGGGAGAGACUUUUGAGUCGGCUCGCGAGUCGUUUCGCAGCGAGAGUGUGCGAUCAGGUGAUGGGCGCACGGCAGCAGAUACGGGAGAGACUUUUGAGUCUGCUCGCGAGUCCUUUCGCAGCGAGAGUGUGCGAUCAGGUGAUGGGCGCACGGCAGCAGAUACGGGAGAGACUUUUGAGUCUGCUCGCGAGUCGUUUCGCAGCGAGAGUGUGCGAUCAGGUGAUGGGCGCACGGCAGCAGAUACGGGAGAGACUUUUGAGUCCGCUCGCGAGUCGUUUCGCAGCGAGAGUGUGCGAUCAGGUGAUGGGCGCACGGCAGCAGAUACGGGAGAGACUUUUGAGUCCGCUCGCGAGUCGUUUCGCAGCGAGAGUGUGCGAUCAGGUGAUGGGCGCACGGCAGCAGAUACGGGAGAGACUUUUGAGUCGGCUCGCGAGUCGUUUCGCAGCGAGAGUGUGCGAUCAGGUGAUGGGCGCACGGCAGCAGAUACGGGAGAGACUUUUGAGUCCGCUCGCGAGUCGUUUCGCAGCGAGAGUGUGCGAUCAGGUGAUGGGCGCACGGCAGCAGAUACGGGAGAGACUUUUGAGUCGGCUCGCGAGUCGUUUCGCAGCGAGAGUGUGCGAUCAGGUGAUGGGCGCACGGCAGCAGAUACGGGAGAGACUUUUGAGUCUGCUCGCGAGUCGUUUCGCAGCGAGAGUGUGCGAUCAGGUGAUGGGCGCUCGGCAGCAGAUACGGGAGAGGGGCGGGCAAUUGCAAGCUUCUUUACCACCAAGCAGGGCGCUCUCAACGAGGGGCAAGGGGCUCUCAAGGCGGUGCUGGAGCAGGGGGGUGCGAGUGAGGGAGUUGUGAGGGGAGUUGCCUCCACCAUUCACUCACGCGAUUCUUCCUCUCCCCAACACCCACCACCAUCCCUCCCUCCCUUCACCGUUUUCCCAAAAUCCACCUCUUCCUCUCUCGCCUCUUCGACCAAAACUGCCCCCACGUCCCGCCCUCCGCCUUUCUCCCUGCACACCCAAAACGGUCGCAUCGCUCCCCGGCCCUCCCCGCUAGGCUCGGCAGUGGCAGAAGGCCCGGACGGCCUGCCGGCCGAGGCUGUGCGGGAGGCUCGGCAGCGGCAGGUUCGGGAGGCGGCGCUGGUUCGGUGGGCGGCGGAAGUGAGUUUCCCGGGCGUGGAGGUGGGGUGGGCGCAGUGGAAGGCGGUGGGUGGGCUGCUGGAGAGGGAAAGCGCGUUGGCCCACAAGGCACUGCCUGUGAUGUGGGGAAAGGCAGUCAAAGGGACGUUCAAGGCAGUGACGCCAGACGUUGCGAUACCAGAGCAGCAGGUGUUGGAGGUGUUUGACUGGGGGUUGGAAGGGCCACCCACCACCUUUACCACCCUCACCUCGUUCCUUCCUCUCUUCCUCCCACCCCACAGGCAGUGA
Closterium sp. Yama58-4 is the source of this 6609-nucleotide messenger RNA. The record is from the annotation of a GenBank genome assembly. Lineage: Eukaryota; Viridiplantae; Streptophyta; Zygnematophyceae; Desmidiales; Closteriaceae.